This is a messenger RNA of Arachis ipaensis, 2100 nucleotides long. The record is from RefSeq and is a predicted model, not a curated record. NCBI's taxonomy places the organism in Eukaryota, Viridiplantae, Streptophyta, Magnoliopsida, Fabales, Fabaceae.
AUGCCAUUAUAUGCAAAGUUUCUUAAAGAAUUAAUUACCAAGAAGAGAAGUUGGCAAGAGAAAGAAACAGUGAUUCUCACUCAAGAGUGUAGUGCCAUUAUUCAAAAGGGACUGCCACCAAAACUUAAGGACCCAGGCAGCUUCCUCAUACCAUGCACAAUUGGGAGUAUAGCCAUUGAUAAAUCACUAUAUGACCUGGGAGCAAGCAUUAACUUAAUGCCUCUUACUAUGAUGAAGAAAAUGAUGAUAGAAGAGCUGAAACCCACAAGGAUGUCACUCCAACUUGCUGACAGAUCUAUCAAAAUACCAAAUGGUGUAGUUGAGAACCUCUUGGUGAAAGUGGGAAAUUUUAUAUUCCCAGCGGAUUUUGUGGUCCUAGACAUGGAUAAAGAGGGGAGCAACUCAGUUAUCCUUGGUAGACCCUUUUUGGCUACAGCUAGAACAAUCAUUGAUGUGGAAAAGGGAGAGAUAAUCUUCAGAGUACAUGAUGAGCAAAUGACCAUAAAUGUCUUCAAGGCAAUGCAAUACCCCGCUGAGAAAGAGAGUUGCAUGAGGGUUGAUGUGGUGGAUUCUUUGGUUGAAGAAGUAUUUGAAACAAACCAUCAAGUGAAACAGGAGGAAGUCCAGGAUAUCCAAGAACAAGAAGAGAAUAAAUUGGAAGCACCAGAGGAACCAAGUGAAGCCAAGAAAGAAGAGGCACCACAACAAGAGUUGAAACCAUUACCCCCUCAUCUUAAAUAUGCAUUCCUUGGUGAAAAGGACAGCUUCCCAGUAAUCAUCAACUCUACACUGAGUGCAGAGGAAGAAGAAAAACUCCUUGUAGUAUUGAGAGCUCACAAGGAUGUAUUGGGGUGGACCAUUGAUGACUUGAAAGGCAUAAGCCCUACCAUAUGCAUGCACAAAAUACUCUUGGAGGAAAAUUUCAAACCAGUGGUACAACCUCAAAGAAGAUUAAAUCCCACAAUGGAGGAGGUUGUUCAAAAGGAAGUCCUGAAGUUAUGUAAAGCUGGGAUUAUUUAUCCUAUCUCCGACAGUCCAUGGGUCAGUCCAGUGCAAGUAGUACCCAAGAAAGGGGGGAUGACUGUCAUUGUCAAUGAGAAGAAUGAGCUUAUUCCAACACGAACAGUGACAGGGUGGAGGAUGUGCAUUGAUUAUAGGAGGCUGAAUGAUGUCACACGAAAGGAUCACUUCCCCCUCCCUUUCAUUGACCAGAUGCUUGAAAGGUUGGCUGGCCAUGCUUAUUACUAUUUUCUUGAUGGAUAUUCUGGAGAGGGUAUAGAGGUUGACAAGGCAAAAGUAGAAAUUAUAGAAAAACUUUCUUUACCAACUAAUGUGAAAGCUGUUAGAAGCUUCUUAGGGCAUGCUGGAUUCUAUCGAAGAUUCAUUAAAGAUUUUUCCAAAAUAGCAAAGCCACUAAGCAAUCUGCUGGUGGUGAGAAACCCUUUUUCCUUUGAUGAUGAAUGUAAAUAUGCCUUUGAGACUCUAAAAGCUAGGCUCACCAUAGCACCAAUCAUCACACCCCCAAGCUGGGGAUUGCCUUUUGAACUCAUGUGUGAUGCAAGUAACCUUGCAAUUGGUGUUGUGUUGGGGCAGAGGAAGGAAAAGAAGCUUCAUGUUAUCUACUAUGCAAGUAAGGAUGCCAAACCAAGGCUAAUCAGAUGGGUACUACUCCUACAAGAGUUUGACAUUGAGAUAAAGGACAGAAAGGGUAGUAAAAAUCAAGUUGCCGACCAUCUAUCAAGGCUGCCACAAGAUGCAUAUCAAGACACUUUUCAAUCAGUAAAUGAAGAAUUUCCAGAUGAGCACCUCUUGCAAAUUCAACACACUCCUUGGUUCGCAGACAUGGCCAACUAUAAAGCAGGAAGAAGCAUUCCACAAGAGUAUACAAAGCAACAAGUUAAAAAGAUGUUACAUGAGGCUAAGUUAUUCUUUUGGGAUGAACCCUUCCUAUUCAAAAGAUGCCCAGAUGGAAUGAUUAAAAGAUGUGUGCCAGAGGUUGAGAUGAAGGACAUCUUGUGGCAUUGUCAUAAUUCUAGCUAUGGUGGCCAUUUUGGAGCUGAAAGAACUGCUGCAAAGGUGCUUCAAAGUAGUUUCUACUAG